Messenger RNA from Culicoides brevitarsis, 1584 nucleotides. RefSeq names its product akirin-like. Gene Ontology annotation, cellular component: nucleus; chromatin. NCBI's taxonomy places the organism in Eukaryota, Metazoa, Arthropoda, Insecta, Diptera, Ceratopogonidae. Bases 153 to 716 code for a protein of 187 amino acids. The record is from RefSeq and is a predicted model, not a curated record. The transcript is spliced from 2 exons. Gene Ontology annotation, molecular function: transcription coregulator activity. Gene Ontology annotation, biological process: positive regulation of innate immune response; positive regulation of transcription by RNA polymerase II.
CUGCGAAUAAUCGACUCCAUUUUACUUUUGAAAUUUUGGUUCUGGCAAAAAAAAAAGUUUGUGCAAUUUUUCGUGGCAUUUUCCGUGAAAAUUAUCGCAAAAAAAUAGUCGCAAUUCCGAGUUAAGUGCGUGGACAAACGAUUGCAGCAGAAAUGGCGUGUGCAACUCUCAAACGAGGCCUGGAUUGGGAAUCGCUAAAUCAGAAACCAGCAAAGCGUAGACGAUGCCAUCCCUUUGACAAAGUUGGCACCUCGUCGCCGUCAUCACAGACCACAAGCAACAACGCCUUGCUGAUCGAGCCAACGCCAAGUCCCUUCUUCGAUGCCACACAACCCAAAUUGACGCCCGAGAAGAUUUCACAGAGCAUCCGCGACGAAAUUCGUCGUUUGCAUCGUCGUCGUCAACUCCGUUACACAGCUGCCAAUACCGAACGCAUGCACGACAGCGAAUCAAGUGGUUCGGAAAUGGGACCCGAUUCGCCCCGCCGCUGCGACAGUCCCCCCAAUCUCCUCAAGAAUCCCGAAAUGGCGGUGUUUACGUUCAAGCAGGUGCAAAUGAUUUGCGAACGGAUGGUCCGUGAUCGCGAACAGGCGCUCAUCGAGCAAUAUGACACCGUGCUGAACACAAAAUUGGCGGAGCAAUAUGACGCCUUCAUCAAGUUCACGUGCGACCAGAUUCAGAGUCGCAUGGAUGCUGCCCCCAGCUAUUUAUCAUAAGACCACGAGGAGGAAGAAAGACUGCGACUGUACGUACUAAAAAUACUACGACGCAACAUACUUAGAGGUAACAAACGAAACAUUUUUCAUUCUCAUCUCUAUCUCUCCCCCCGUCACGUAUCACAUGCUGCACACACACGAAAGAAAUAGUUUUGUGCGUACUCGCUCACCCCUUUUCCCAACAACAGCCGAUAAAUUUAUUUUGAUACGCAAUUAUCAUCAUUCAUCGACGACCAUUACUGAAGAAACUCAUCUGCUUCAACGAAUUUUUUAUUUUUUUUUUCAUUUUAUUGAAAUCCGCAAUUCAUCAUCUCUCGUAAAAUAAACAUAAAAAAAACAUGUGAAGAAAAAAAAAGAACAUUAGACAGAUAAGGCAGUUUAAUUAAUUAUAUAUAUUAAUUGAUAAACAUUAAUAAUAAUAAUAAUUUAAACGAUAUCGACAAAAAAAAAAUGAAAAAAUACAAAAAAAGAGAUAUUCAAGACACGGUUAAAGUGGAUUUCAGCCACACAAAAAAACUUUCCUCUCCGAAAAAGAAAAUUUAAUCUGUGAAAAAAAAUCCACUUUGACAAAAAAUCUAGCUUUAGCUGAAAAAAAAAACAAAAAUAAAAAAAAUAAUAAUAAAUAUUAUUAAGUGAUGAAGCAAGCGAAACUUAUGCAGAAAUAAAAAAAAAUAAAAAUUACUUGUGUUGAUAGGAUUUUUAUACAAAAACGCGUCAUCAUCAAUAAAUACAAGUUUUUCAGUUUACCGAAACAAAAAUUUAAAUCUAAUUUAAAUAUUAAAUUUCAUUCAUAUUUUAAACAAUAACAAAUAAAUUUGUACUUUUUGAUAAAUAAUCCGUUAAAUAUCUCCUCCAUUUAAAUAUAAAA